This is a messenger RNA of Porites lobata, 327 nucleotides long. Lineage: Eukaryota; Metazoa; Cnidaria; Anthozoa; Scleractinia; Poritidae. The record is from the annotation of a GenBank genome assembly.
GCCCAGACUUUUCAUAUCGUUUGUGAAUGUGGGAAAAGCUACAAAACCAAAGGUGGAUAUGAGAGACACAGGACCGCAAAACAUGGGAACACCGAAAGUGAGUCCGCUACAAUGUUCACAACCAGCCUUCUCGCCGAGAUGGUGAACAGUGCUGCACAGAGUAUUAAAGAAAGGAAGGUGUUCAAUUUAAGCAUAAAGAAUGAGCUGACUGUAUUCAUAUUUGAAUUAGAGGAAAGAUCUGAUGAAUUCUUUUAUCUCAAGACAAUCUAUGAAUCACUAAGAAGGAAAGGAGAUGUUGAAAAGUUUUAUUCUAAUUUUCAUGGAACU